UAUUGGUCCAAAAUCAAGAACAAGUCUGCAAGACUGUCUGGCAAUAAAUUCCUAGCUGUCUUCAGUGAUUAAUAUUUUUGCCUUAGGGUUUCAGUCUGACUUUUUAGCAAAUAGCAAAUAGUUUGUGAGAUGUUUAUGAGUGAAAGGAAAGCAUACUCUAUAUGGUAGUACUGACAUUUUCUGGUAUUAUGGAACUAUAUUUGUUUCAAUAAAUUUCAGUUCUUGGGUUCGACUUUGGUCACCAUGGUAUAUUUUAGGAACUUACUUAGACUAUAAGCUCUUCAAAAAUAAAUAGUUUAAUGAACACUGACAGGCCUAGACUAACAGACUCUUGCUGAUGUAUAUAAUCUUUUUAGAUGUUGUAGAAAUGCCUGCUAUAUGCAAACCACUUUGAAUGUUGCACACUCCCAGGCAUAACUCAUGUAGACAGCUUGAUUUGCUUUUUCUGGCAUCCUUCACCAUUUUUAGCAUAAAGUUAUGGGGUUCAGAACUCAUGUGUUUUACCAGCUCAUUUUUUUCUCUCUCUCUUCGUUCCCCUGUCUGUCCAAUCUUCCAAAAAUGGCUGUGACAUAAUGGACUCUUGUCACUUGUCGCUCUUACACAUUUACCUUGACUUCAUCUUUGCCCCAUUUGCAUCCUAAUCUACAUGUAUGCCCUGUCUUGUUUGGAGAUGGUAGACUGCACAGUAGCCCCUGUAGCAAUGGAGGACAGUGAGCAAUGGAAACCAAUCGAGGACUGUCACAGUGGUGUGCGGUCUGAUGACCAGGACUCCAUUCCAGCAUCUCCUAAACCAAAGAAGCUUGUGGAAGAGCAGAAAUCAAGCCACACCAAGGAAGAUUCAGAGGACUCUGAGCUGGAGAAUAUCAUGGGACACCAUUCUUUGAGAGAGAGGCACCUGUUUGCCCCUUGUGAGGAUGAAAGUCAUGAGAGUCCCCACACAGAGGAAACAUCCACAUUUUUGAGGCUUCCUGCGUUAUGCAGAACCCUUGGGGAGGUCGAGCCUGACCCCAAGCACAACAUUCAGACUGGAUAUGUGGAUCUGCCACCUCCCUUCAGCCCAUCACCCAUCAGCCCUUCCAGGCCCAAGAGUCCAUGGGGUCGCUUUGACCCUUAUGACUCCACUGAGGACCAGGAUAAAGAGUAUGUGGGCUUUGCAACCUUGCCAAAUCAAGUGCACCGCAAAUCUGUGAAAAAGGGCUUCGACUUCACUUUAAUGGUAGCAGGUGAGUCUGGAUUGGGCAAGUCCACCCUGGUCAACAGCCUCUUCCUCACAGAUCUGUAUAAAGACAGAAAACUUCUCAAUGCUGAAGAGCGGAUCACCCAGACAGUGGAAAUCACGAAGCACACAGUGGACAUUGAGGAGAAGGGUGUCAAACUCAAGCUCACCAUCGUGGACACGCCAGGCUUUGGGGAUGCAGUUAACAACACUGAGUGCUGGAAGUCAGUAGCCGACUACAUUGACCAACAGUUUGAGCAGUACUUCAGAGAUGAGAGUGGCCUGAACCGCAAAAACAUUCAGGACAACCGCGUGCACUGCUGUAUUUACUUCAUUUCACCCUUUGGUCAUGGUCUCAGGCCUUUGGAUGUGGAGUUCAUGAAAGCCCUACAUGAAAAGGUCAACAUUGUGCCAGUUUUGGCCAAGGCAGACACUCUCACCCCCAGUGAGGUCAAGAAAAAGAAAAUUAAGAUUCGAGAGGAGAUCGAGCAAUUCGGGAUCAAAAUCUACCAGUUUCCUGAUUGUGAUUCAGAUGAGGACGAGGAGUUCAAACAGCAAGACCAGGAACUGAAGGAGAGCAUCCCAUUUGCAGUGAUCGGCAGUAACACAGUCGUUGAGGCAAAAGGAAAGAGAGUGCGGGGUCGACUUUAUCCCUGGGGCAUUGUAGAAGUGGAGAACUCUGCACACUGUGAUUUCAUAAAGCUGAGGAACAUGCUGGUGCGCACACACAUGCAGGACCUGAAGGACGUGACACGGGAUGUUCACUAUGAGAACUACAGAGCUCAGUGCAUCCAAAGCAUGACACGCAUGGUGGUGAAAGAACGCAACCGCAACAAACUCACUAGAGAGAGUGGCACGGACUUCCCCAUUCCUACAGCUCCCAAUGUAACGGACGCAGAGACAGAAAAACUGAUCCGCGAGAAAGAUGAAGAGCUGCGGCGGAUGCAGGAGAUGCUGCAGAAGAUCCAAGAGCAGAUGCACACCCAGAAGGAAGCCUAUUAACCCCUGCAUGUGCCAUUCACGUUUGCCACGGUGCCACUUUACUGCCUGACCUUUAUGCCUGGGACCUUACCAUCUGAUGAGACCCUUUUCUGCUCAGUGAAGCUCCAAAUGUAGUGCACAAAGCAUGCUCCAUGUCUUGGUCCACUUUGUCUUCAGUUUGUGUGUGAGUCUAGUGGCUUUGAAGUUCCACUAGGUGUCAUUAAGUGCUGCAAAAAGAAAAAAAAAAAACAUGCCCUUGUUUGAGUGCACUAGCAUCAAAGCCGAUACAGACACAAAGAAUUUCACACAAAAACAAACGUAUUGUAUUUUGUGAAACAGUUUGGCCUGCUUAUAGAGAUCAAAAGAACAUAUUUCUCGCUUAAGAGGUUGGGGGGGGGGGGGGCUCUUUUUUGUGCAGUGUACUAAAAUAACAAAGUCCAAAUGUAGUUGCUGUUACAGACAAAACAGUAACUGAACUAAAGAGCCAGAUGAAACAAAUGAGAAUGUUAUUUUCUGGGGAUUUCAUAUAGUUUAUGAAACAUUUUAGCUAUCUUAGAGAACAAGCAAUUAUUUGUACAUCUUUUGAUCACUUUUCCAUUUCAUUUUCAGAAAUAACAUACUAUAAACAUAAACUUACCAAACUAUACUACCAACAAGGGGACAUCUUUUGUUCCUUUAAUAUGUAUAUUUUGUCUGGGAAGGUGUAUGUGGUACAUUUUGAAUUAGUGUUUAGUGUAAAGCUAUAUUACUGGUCCCUUAAGGUCCAAUUAUUUACCCUGAAAUCAUUUUAAAAUUAUAUGCUUCAUAUUUCCAGGUGAAUGAUACCUACCACAGGUACAAAAGAUGUACCCUUGAUGGUACCACCCCAGUAAUGAGGAAAAGUACAGUUUGUUACCUUUAUUUCCAAAACAUAGACAUAAAUAAAACUGCUUGUGCAAAGUGAAAAAAAAAAUAUUACAGAUACAAUUUUGUAAAUCUUUAUGAAAUUCCCAGAGAACAACAAACCCAGCUGUUGUGUCUGUGUUUCUUGUAACAGCAAAUACACUUGGAUUUUGUUUUAAGAAAACUUAUUUUUUCAGAAUGGCUAUAUUGGUGGAAGUGAAAGCUACAAGUGGCAUUCUUUAAGUAACUUUGUUUAUACGCCAUUAUGCAUAUAUAAUUCCCUGGAUUAGCUUGUUUUCAUAGGAUAAAAACAACAAAUUAUUUAAAUGUUUGUUUUUCUACAUUGUGGUAUUUUAUUUGUUAAAUGAAUGCAUUCGUCGUACUGUAUGUACAUGCUUUUGUUUGUAUGGCUACAAAAGAAACAGAAGGUUUCUUUACAUAGGUCAACACUGUUUUAUUUUCUUAUGAGAGUAAUAGUAAUAAUUGAAGUACUGUAGAACAAUAUUUUUCUUAACAAAGCUGACAUAUUAUUGAUUUAUUUUUUGGAAAAGAUGUUCCAGAAAAAAUUACAUCAUUCCUUAAGUGCAGACUUUUAACUAACAAGUCAAAAGAGAAGACAGUUAGUGAUGUGCGUACAGAGGAAACUAUCAAUAUAUAACAUUGUCUUUAUCUUAAUGGUGUAAUAACAGAUGAAAUGCAGUUGCAAUACUUUUUUUUUGUCACUAAACAUUGUAAUUAACAAGAUGAUGAUCAUGGGAAUGCCCAAUAAUGAAAUCAGGACAAUUUAAAGUGAAAUAAUAUACAAUGUGAUGUUUUUCAAAGUACAUAAAAUAAGCCUAAUGCGAAUAAAGUAACGAUCAAUAUA
Ictalurus furcatus (blue catfish) is the source of this 3944-nucleotide messenger RNA. RefSeq names its product septin 4b (gene septin4b). Gene Ontology annotation, biological process: regulation of exocytosis; cytoskeleton-dependent cytokinesis. Bases 647 to 2218 code for a protein of 523 amino acids. Gene Ontology annotation, cellular component: septin complex; synaptic vesicle; microtubule cytoskeleton. The transcript is spliced from 12 exons. The record is from RefSeq and is a predicted model, not a curated record. Lineage: Eukaryota; Metazoa; Chordata; Actinopteri; Siluriformes; Ictaluridae. Gene Ontology annotation, molecular function: GTP binding; GTPase activity; molecular adaptor activity.